AAAUCGUUUAGAAACUGGGAUUGAUUGUUCGUGUAUGACCCUUACUAAUCGGCCUCUUUGCUUUCCAGAACGCGCCAUGCUCGGUAUUUAAUGUCUUAAAAACUCCGCGCCAACAUGUUCAAGAGGGGAGGAUUAGGAAUACAGAUAGUUAGUAAUCCUGUGAUCCCACAUUGUUCAUUACCAAGGUCGCCGUGGUGCUCGGCUACCUGCCUGUUGUCUUCGCAUUUGUUUCUUCCCGGAUCCCCGAGGCAUUACAAUAGAGUGUACUUCGUGUGAGUAAUAAAUCCUGAAUAGGAAUCAAUGAUACAAGAUUCAUUAUGACGGCUUUUAAACAUACCGACCUGCCCGCUCGAGUACGUCAUGCAGAGUCACGACAGUCCGUUCCCAGGUUGAUUUGUCAAUGUUUCUAGCUAUGGGACGAUUCAUCCGGUGGCGGGAACUAGCAUAGUCCCGAACGUAGCUGGGUACGUAAGGGAGUGAUGGGCUAUAUAUGUGCCUACUUAGAGUGGCAGAAUGGAAUACCUCAUCCAAGCCAAUCCGUGUCUUUAUAACUGUAUUUCGUAUGCAGGCUAUCUGUGUGACAUAACUUUCCUAGGUAGCCAUGUCUCAAUAUCUCGAAAGUAGGGCCGCAUUCGAAAGCCACUUUGUGGGCUUCCUCUACCGUCAAUGGCUUAUGUACCCAAAACCGAUACCCCGAGCGACUACCCUGAAAGGACAGACAGCUAUCGUUACUGGCGCCAACUCCGGCCUUGGAUACGAAACUGCACGCCAGCUACUUCAGCUUGGUCUUACACACCUCAUCGUGGGUGUACGAUCACAGGCCCGAGGCGAUGCAGCAGCGGCUAAGUUACGGGACGAGUUCCCAGGUUCAAAGAUUUGGGUAUGGAUCGUCGAUAUGGUUUCCUAUGACUCCGUAACUGCGUUUGCGCGGCGAUGUGAGACGCUUCCGCGGAUCGAUAUCGUGCUCUUGAAUGCUGGCCUAAUUAGCAUCGAGUUUACACUUAUCAAAGCCACACAACACGAGCAAACCGGCCAGGUCAAUUACCUAUCCACAGCUUUGUUAACUGUCCUAUUAUUACCGAUUCUUAAAUCCAAGAAGUCAUCGUCGCCGGGCGCACAACCGCCGCGCCUCUCUGUUGUUGCUUCGGAUACGUUUUACUGGGCGCCACCAUUCAAAACAGGAGGCCCUGUUUUACCUCAGCUUGACGAGAUUGAGGGGUUUGCACCCAUGAAAGUGUAUUCGAGGAGUAAGCUCCUACAAAUGAUGUUCUUUUCCCGACUCGCAGAGCAAGUUAACGCCGACGAUGUGGUUGUCAAUGUGUGCAACCCAGGCUUAUGUAGAGACACCUCAUUUGGCGGCAGCAAGAAGCAGACCUCUUUAGGAGAUGUCAUCUUUUGGUUCUUUAUAAAUAUUAACGGGAGGACGGUGAAGGCUGGUACUAGCGCUGUAGUCGACGCUCUCGUUGCUAAGGGUGCCGAGAGUCACGGCAGUUAUGUUAGUGAUUGGUCUAUACAACCGUAAGUACAAUCCCUAGUGUCAAUUUUAAGGCUUAAAGCUGAUUAGAAGACAGAUACCCGACACUAUUCUACACAAAGGAAGGUCAAAGGAUGAAAGAGAGGGUAUGGCAGGAAACGAUGGAGGAGCUUAAUUUCGCUGGCGCGUCCAAGAUCAUUCAAGACAUGAAGCGAUAACUUAAUGGUAUGGAUUUAUUUAUGUGUUUAAAGACAUUACAAGGCUUGCAAGUGUAGCAUUUUACGGACUAGCGAGCGUUAUUUCAUGGGUUGACGCGACAAUUGGAAUUUGGACGUGUACGGAUAGGAGUCAGAUGUAUGACUACUCUUGAUAACUCUUCUCUACAUACUAUGUGACUAAUCUAAUUAUUAACUAAUAAU
This is a messenger RNA of Hypoxylon trugodes, 1893 nucleotides long. Its product is annotated as NAD(P)-binding protein. The coding region runs from base 602 to 1522 and encodes 306 amino acids. The record is from RefSeq and is a predicted model, not a curated record. The transcript has a single exon. Lineage: Eukaryota; Fungi; Ascomycota; Sordariomycetes; Xylariales; Hypoxylaceae.